Messenger RNA from Cucurbita moschata (crookneck pumpkin), 2423 nucleotides. Its product is annotated as glucosidase 2 subunit beta. Gene Ontology annotation, cellular component: glucosidase II complex. The transcript is spliced from 16 exons. The record is from RefSeq and is a predicted model, not a curated record. Gene Ontology annotation, biological process: N-glycan processing. Lineage: Eukaryota; Viridiplantae; Streptophyta; Magnoliopsida; Cucurbitales; Cucurbitaceae. Gene Ontology annotation, molecular function: protein binding. Bases 169 to 2130 code for a protein of 653 amino acids.
AAAGAAAAAAACUUUGGUCAGAGUUUGAUAAAAUUUGAUGAAUUUUUGGGAUUCUUGCCGCAUUCGUUGAACACUGGGGGGGGCGAGAGGUUGCGGUAAACAUUCGGAACGGGGAAGAACACUGGACAAAUCAGACACUUGCUCUCUUCUCUGAUCGGCAGAUACAAAAUGAUGAAGCAAUGGGGAGGCACAGAUUCAGAAUCUGUUGCAACCUUAUGGACAUUGUGCGCGGCUCUGGCUUUUGCGAUAGCUCCAAUCGUUGGAUCAGUUUCAUCAUCAAAUCACCAGUUUCGUGGAAUUUCUCCCCAAGAUGUGAUGUAUUACAAAUCGUCCGACGUGAUCAAAUGUAGAGACGGUUCCAACAAAUUUACCAAGGCUCAGCUUAACGAUAACUACUGCGAUUGCCCUGAUGGCACUGACGAACCUGGCACAUCCGCAUGCCCAAAUGGAAAGUUCUAUUGUCGAAAUGCUGGGCACGUUCCACUUUUGCUAUUUUCUUCAAGGGUGAACGACGGUAUAUGUGAUUGUUGUGAUGGAAGUGAUGAAUAUGACAACAAAGUCAAAUGCCCAAAUACAUGCUGGGAAGCUGGGAAAGUGGCUAGAGAUAAGUUGAAGAAAAAGAUUGCCACCCUUGAAGAAGGUUUUAAAAUUCGUAAAGUAGAAGUUGAACAUGCGAAAGUCGCAAUAACUAAGGAUGAGGCAGAGCUAUUGAAGUUGCAAAACGAGGAAAAAGUAUUAAAAGGGCUCGUGGAACAACUUCAAGAGCGCAAAGAACAAAUAGAGAAGUUAGAAGAAGAGGAGCGAUUAUGGAAAGAGAAAGAAGAGAAGAAACAUUUGGAGAGAGAAAAAGAGGAGACUAAAAAAAUUGAAUCGACAGAAACAGCAGAUGUUGGGGAAAGCAAAACUGAAGAGAAAGACAAUUCGGUAAAAGAUGAAGCUACAGAAAAUGGUGCCGAGGAAUAUAAAGGAGAAGGCAAUGGAGAUGAUAGAAGUGGGAACUGGGAGGACUCUGCAACAAAUGAGGGUAGAGUGGAAGAAGCAGUUGACUCAGAAUUUGAAGCUCAGCUUCCUAAUAAACCGGAAACAGGAGCAUCAAUGCCGAAAGACAUAGAAGAGGAUACAGCAUUAGAGAAAGACAAACCCCUGGCUAAAUCUGAAACUGGAGAAAGUGCCGGCUUUAGAGAAUCAUCUGAAGAAGUCCUGCAAAAGAAUGAUGCUAAUUCAGAGUUAUCACGGGAAGAGUUGGGCCGCCUUGUUGCUUCUCGUUGGACCGGAGAAAAUACUGAAGAACAGUCAGGGAAUGCGGAAAGCACGAAUGACAAUGAUGAAGAAAGUCAUGAUAUCUUAAAAGACACACACGACAAUGACGGUUAUGCUUCAGACACUGAUGGUGAGCACCAAAAAUACGACGAUGACAACCAAAGAUAUGAUGAUGAUCUAGAGGAUGAUUUAUAUGAUAUCAGAGAUGAAAAUCAUGAUGAGUCUACUUCGUCAGAGAGAUAUUAUUCAGAUUCAGAAUUGGACUCACCAGAUAUGGAAACCAAAAGUACCUCCACCUGGCUUGAGAAGAUACAAAGAACCGUUCGAAAUGUCCUCAAAGCUGUUCAUAUAUUCCAGCCUCCAGUGAACCAAUCAGAUGCUGCAAACAUUCGCAAGGAAUAUGAUGAAUCCAAUGCCAGGUUAUCAAAAAUACAGUCAAGGAUCUCAAGUUUAUCACAGAAGCUGCAGAAUGAUUUUGGUCCAGAGAAGGAGUUCUAUUCAUUUUAUGACCAAUGUUUUGAAAGCAAGAAAAACAAAUACACUUACAAAAUCUGCCCUUACAAACAAGCUUCACAAGUCGAGGGGCACUCGACAACUCGUUUGGGGCGCUGGAGUAAAUUUGAGGACUCAUAUGGUGUUAUGAUCUUUUCAAGUGGGGAUCAUUGCUGGAAUGGACCUGAUAGAAGCUUGAAGGUCAAGCUAAGAUGUGGGCUUAAAAAUGACAUAACCGACGUAGACGAGCCAAGUCGUUGCGAAUACACGGCACUUCUAUCAACCCCAGCCGCUUGUGUAGAGGAAAAACUUCAGGAACUGAAAAACAAGCUGGAGAUGCUGAAUAAAGAAGAGCCAGAGAAGCAUGAUGAGCUUUGAUAAGUUUACAGAUCAAAUUUUCAAAAGGUAAGUGGUUGAGUUAGAUAGAUGAUGGUUCUAUUUCUGUGGUGGUAUUGAGCAAGAGAGAGUGAAUGAAAAAGGUUGAAGUAGUUCUUCUUGCAGCCUAGAGAAAAGCUUUACCUAAAACAGAGGGCAUAGUUUUGUUGUGGGUCGCACUAACUCUUAUCUUCAGGCCAUCAUAUCUUUUUUAUGGACUAGUUUAUACUCACAUGCGGAUUGUCCCAAAUUAUGAUGAACUUUUAUUAUAUAUACAUUAUUUUCAAUUUCUUUGA